Messenger RNA from Pelmatolapia mariae (spotted tilapia), 6749 nucleotides. Its product is annotated as alpha-N-acetylneuraminate alpha-2,8-sialyltransferase ST8SIA3-like. The record is from RefSeq and is a predicted model, not a curated record. The transcript is spliced from 4 exons. Lineage: Eukaryota; Metazoa; Chordata; Actinopteri; Cichliformes; Cichlidae. Bases 358 to 1479 code for a protein of 373 amino acids. Gene Ontology annotation, molecular function: alpha-N-acetylneuraminate alpha-2,8-sialyltransferase activity. Gene Ontology annotation, biological process: N-glycan processing; oligosaccharide metabolic process.
UUGGAGGUGGUGAUGCUGCUGGUGCAGCUGGUGCUGCUGAAGGACGCGGCUUGCGGUGGAGCUGUCUGGGAUGUGUUGACACGCAUUUCUGCUCCCAUCUCCUUGAUUAACCCGGCAGCCUGGAUGGUUUCGAGCCGCAGAGGAGAGGAAGAGGAAUGAGCGCGGACCGAGCAGCGGCAUCCUUAUCAUGCAGCCGCAGAAAAUCACCACCCGUCCAUUUUACGCGAUUAUAUGAGCCGAUGAGCGCCAGUUUAUGUGUGCUUUUCAGACGGGCGGCAGCGCUGUGCAGACCCGGGAAUAACAACGCAGGCCAACACCUCGCUGCAGCUACAUACAAGGAAUGAAAACGCUCCCAAGAUGGUCCGCAUCGCCAAGGCCCUGGGUUUGGUUAUUCUGUGCGUCGCCGUGCUCAUUUUAUCCCUCAUCAGCUACGUGUCUCUGAGAAAAGACAGCCUCUUCUCCUCCUCUAAAUACUACAUGGGAGGCCCGAGGAUUAUGUUUCAUGCAGGCUUUCGGUCUCAGUUCGCCAUGAAUUUCCUGGACCCCUCCUUCAUCCCCUUAACUAAUGCCCUAAACGAAGAGCUCCAAGGAAAACCGUCCAAAUGGAAGUUCAACAAGACAGCUUUUUAUCAGCAGAGGAAAGAUAUCUUCAACUACAUCGACAUUCCCAACAACUUUUCCCUUACGAAGAACAGCGUGCGUGUUGGCCAGCUGAUGCACUUUGACUACUCCAGCCACAAGUAUGUUUUCUCCAUCAGUAACAACUUCAAAUCCCUGCUUCCCGACACCUCUCCCAUCCUCAAUAAGCACUACAGCAUGUGUGCCGUAGUGGGAAACAGCGGCAUUCUCACCGGCAGCCACUGUGGCCCUGAAAUUGACCAAGCCGAUUUUGUCUUCCGCUGCAACUUUGCCCCCACCGACAUCUACUCCAAGGAUGUAGGCAAGAAGACCAACCUGACCACCUUUAACCCCAGCAUCCUGGAGAGGUAUUACAAUAACCUGCUGACCAUUCAAGACAGAAAUAAUUUCUUCCUCAACCUAAAGAAACUGGAGGGAGCCAUCCUGUGGAUCCCUGCCUUCUUCCUUCAUACCUCAGCUACAGUAACUCGGACCUUGGUGGAUUUCUUUGUGGAGCACAAGGGACAGCUGAAGAUUGAACUGGCCUGGCCAGGAAAUAUCAUGCACGACGUGAACAAAUACUGGAAGACUAAAAACCUCUCUCCCAAGCGUCUCAGCACUGGGAUCCUCAUGUACACGCUGGCCUCAGCCAUAUGUGACGAGAUCCACCUCUACGGCUUCUGGCCCUUUGGCUGGGACCCCAACACAGGCAAGGAUCUGCCGUACCACUACUACGACAAGAAAGGGACCAAAUUCACUACUAAGUGGCAGGAAACCCACCAGCUGCCCAGCGAGUUCAAGCUGCUCUACAAGCUGCACAGGGAAGGCGUGAUCAAACUCAGCUUGACGCACUGCUCUUAGACAUUCGAUGAGUCCGGGAUGGUUUAAGACGUGACUCCAGAGACCAUUACAGACAUACAUUAGCUCAGUUCAAACUUCUGUUGUGGCACACAUGAUAAGCAUGAUAAGUGUUUAGGCAGUUUAUGAUCAUCCUGCAAACACACACUCGUGUCACGUUGUAAUUUUACAUGAAGAUGUCAGGCUCACUCGAGCUGCAGAUCCCAGCAUUGUUAUUCAUUCAACAUGUUGUGUUCAGCACCACAGUUAGGGGCUUUCAUGCAGCUCAGUUGCUUCCAUUAUUCUCCUUUGCAUGACUGCUGGCUAAAUAGUUUGAGCCAAACAGACGUCUAUUUUAACUGGAGUCCACGGGGGAUUCAGCUGUGGGAACGCAGUAAAUUUCCACUUCUGCUUGAAACAGAUUGAUUAAUCACCUUUACAACAGUAUACCAAUUCUGUACACUGAAAUCACUGCCUAAUCUCAGGGAAGGAGUUAGAUCAGUGUUUUUUGUAAUCAGAUUUAAUGCCUCCAGAGAGGUGUGGUUCCUGUUUUCAGGCCUUUUCCCCCACGAGGUGUCAGACAAUCUGCACUGCUCUAGAAGAUGGUAUUUGUUUACAAGAUUGUACUCUAUAUAAAUAUAUGUGUCUUUUAUUCUCUGUAGACAGCCUGACUGUCCACUUCAAAAUUUUUGGAAUAAUAAUCAACAUUCCAACAAUAAGCCAUAAAUUCAUGGAGAGGCGUUUUGUGAUCAUUAGAUCAGAACUGCAGAACGUGUUACCGGCCUUCAUUACGUAGGUGUUGAGAAAAUGAGACAUUUCCAAAAUCUACCAACAAGACUACAAGGAUAAUUUUCCAUCAGUAACAAUGAAAAUAUAUGUAAUGGCAAACUUACUUGAUUUAGGAUCAAAUUUAGCCAAGUAAUUUCUGAUAAGAGAUCAUCAAGUUUUGUUAUCAUCAUGUAUAAAAGAACCGAUGUUUACAAUUAAAAUAUUAUCAAAAUACAUGACAGACUGGAGCAACAGCUCCAUCUUUUUGUAAAUCCACGAUUAAAUCCCAAAUUUCUCAUUUGUGGGAUAAUAAAGGUUUAUUCUAGGUUUAUUCUAUUCUAUUACCAAGUCUGAAUAUCGUACCUAAGUUAGUUUAAAACUUAGCUUACUAAAUUGGGACCUCAGGAAGCCACUGGUCAAACCCAAAACAUGGUAAUCCCUGACCUAACUACUCUGUAAAACUGCAAAUCUUUCACACAUUGUUUAAAAAUAUUUACCCGUGCAGAUACAAGAUGCUAUUUUGUGAGUUUUAAAAGAUCUGCUAACCAAAAUUUAUGAUCCUUCAGAAGAGCCAAGCUAUUUAUUUCUGCUCUUUUACCACUCUUAAUCAAACCUAAGUUAUUAGGUAAAAAUAUUUAUUUCACAGUUAAAGGCACCAGUGUUGCCAGAUUGGGUUUCCACACAGUUUUAAGCUUAAUCUUGAUGGUUAAAAUUAUGUUGGACAGGUGAACAAAAUUUAGCCUGUUUUGGGAUCCUUUUUGAUUAUUUAAAAAAUAUGCAUUUUAAAUGAUAGUUCACAAUAAAACCCAAGAGUGUACGUAUUUUACCUAAUCAGAAAUUGUCACGCCGGACUGUCCGCCAUGACGCGAAAUACUAAGACUUUAUGUUCCAGUUGCUGCUCUGUUAUGUCAGAUAUCAGUGAGAAGAUGCUGCCACAGUGGGUUAAAUGUAUACAUAUAUAAACUACAGAAAGGAGUAGGAGAGUGAGGUGAAGUAUCUAAAUCAAAGCUUAUAUGAAAAAUAGUCAGUCAUGGUGUUUUUAAAUAAACAGUCUGAAAUAUUUAAAAGUAUGAAUGUACCUAUUAUAUAAGUGGGUAGAGUGUGUGGAUGCCUGGGUGCGCUAAAUUGACUAUGGGUAUGUGCAAAAUGGAACACAGAUGUGCAUGGAUUGUUACUUUGGUUGGUUUUAAGUGAUACGUGAUAAUUGUUUGUGGUUGACAACAAGUGUUUGCCUGCAAACUGACAAGAAUAAUAGUAAAAGAGGCUUCUGCUUCUCUCCCUCACACUCUCUUGCUUGCGUUUGUGUGUUGAUAUAAGGAUUUCUGUUGGGAGCCAUUGGGCACCAGCGUGAAUUGCUCUUGAAUGUGGUGCAGUGCAGUGGUGGAUUGCUACUUACUCCCAGAGUAUUGGUGAGAUUUUAGUGAAACAAGAUUAAUUAGCCCUGUUCAGGAGCCCUGCUGACUUCUCAGUGGAUAAAUGAGUACUUGGUAAAUACUUCAGAGGGUUACUUACACCAGCGGUUCCCAACCCCUGGGCCACGGACCGGUCCCCGAGUCGUUUGGUACCUGGCCGCGAUAGUUGUGGCUUGGGUGUGAUUUAUGGAAUUUAUGGUUUUCAGGGUUUUUAUCGGUUUUAUCGUUAACUCGGUUUCCCUGGGUCUUUUCCCGUGUGUUAUGAAUAAAUCUUCUUUUUUUUUGGUACCAGUACUGGUUUUAUUUUGUUGUAUUUAUCCGCGACCCCUGAAAGGCCGGUCCGUGAAAAUAUUGUCGGCCAUAAACCGGUCCAUGGCGCAAAAAAGGUUGGGGACCGCUGACCUACACAACCAAAUGCCUGAAGUGUUCACGAGCAACCAACCAACUGCUAAAAAAAAAUGCUCAGUGAGGAAGUUGUAUGUCUACCUUAACUGUACCAGGAAUUGAACUCUUGAGAUUAAGAAUCUCUUUUGCGAGGGUGUCCUAGGCCAACAUAGAAAGCACUGACCUAGCAACCCUGUGGAAAUAUGUGAAAAUGUCGGUCGUUUCCAAACAGAAAAACCCCAAAUCAUCAUUAGUAAAGACUUUAUUAUUGAGCUGUAACAUAUCUUCCAAAUCUGAACGGUUUUGUGGUUAGCACACUGUUAGCUUGGUUAGCUUAAAGGGAGUUGUGCAUAGUUGAUUAUGCUAGCCUACUUAAUGCUGUUUAGUGGAAUGUAGUUUUGCUUUUACAUGAUAUAAUUUCAGAUCUUGUAAGUUUAGGUUUACACAUUCAGAUUGUUUCUUUUUCUCCUGUCUAAAUGGAAACAUUAGGGAGCUAAUGUUAGCUAGCUAGUUACAUGAGAGUGGGUUAUGAUAUUUAUUAUUUAGUAACAACAUAUUUAUGCAACAUGCUUCAAUAAGUAUGCUUAAAUUCUCACUUAGUAAACACAAGCUUGGUUUAAACAUACAAACAAAUGUCAAAAAUCAUUUUUGACCAGGGGCUACCAGACUCGGACCACCUUGUGAUGUAAAUCAUGGCUCAAGUGUGGCUUAAAACAUCAGGAAAUAGAACUUUUUAAAAUAAUAACCGAUCUUGAGGUUUCCCACUAUGUCCAAAAUACCCUGCCGACGAUUGAACUUCACUAUUUAUUAGACAGCUUUUGUUGACUGAAGAAAUGUUCUUUAUUCCUACCGUAACUGUAUCAAAUUCAAUAUUCGUGAUGCAAGAUAAAAUGAAUGAAUGUUAUAUGGCUUAUUGCAUCUUGUACAAACAGCAUGAAACAUUUAAGUGGUAAUGCAUGUGAGGCACUAACAGAUCUUUUAGGCUAGUUUUAUACAACCUUUUUGAAGGGUAAAAUUUAGUCAUUUGCUAUUGUUUGUAUUCCUGGUGGUGUAUUCCUUAAGAAUAUCACUGGUGUCUUUGUAUGAGAGCUGUUUGAAGGCUAAAAAAGAACGCUGUAUUCCACAUGGGACCAAACUUCUACAGAUCAACUUAAAAAUGAACAAGCUUUAUUUUUUAUAACUGUAGAUAGUCCUGGGGUCUUAAACAGUCCACCUUAUCGUGCCAGACUGAAACAGACUGGUGGAUAUAGGGCUGAGGAAGACUGGACCCAAACAAUAAAAGCUGGCCACAUGACCAUCCCAUGACUCUGCAACAUGUGCUCCUUGUUGCAAAUUCCAGCUUAGGCUGAGGUUUAACACACAGAGAAAUGCAGUCAUGCACAUUUACCAUAUGUAGUGUCUGUUCUUUCGUCUUGUUCAAAUGAACUAAUUCAAAUCGUUAACUUGUUUGUCUAACCUUUAAAUCACAGUGCAGUCACGACAUUAAAAGCAACAACCAUGAAACUGCACAUCUUGUAAAAAGGCAGCCAAAUUUUAGGACUUUGAUUGUUAUAGACGUGUAAGAAUAAUUUAAGCAGUCCCUUCACUGAAUGUUUUGUAGGUACACCAAAGACCAUGUGCUUAAAGUAGAAAUAAUGGAAACUGAUUUGUGAAAGCUCUAUGACAACUAACGGCAGUAGACAGUAAAAAAAAAUGGAAGUGGCAACCCUGUAAACCUCCACUGAUUUGUAAAGUCUGAAUAUGAAGCCUCAAGCUAAGUGUUUUCGCCAUGACCACCUUGGUGUUUUGAGACUGCCUGUGGCAAGUGAGGGCUGGAUCUGGCUGAGAAACUAAGGACAUGUAUGCUCAUUGGCUAAAGACUUGCAAUAUCCUGAUCAUGACUUACAAAACUAACCUAUUGAGUUGAUUAAGUAAUGAUAAAAAUGUUUAUAAAUGUCACAGACUGAAGGAGCGAAGGGUGUUUUUCCAUAUUUCUAUGUAAUAGGACAGGAAGUCUUUUUGCAGCCAAGGGAGUCGCCCCCUGCUGGAUGCAGGGGGCAAAGUUUGAGGCACUUUGGCUUCAGAACACUAGGGUAACCCCACAAACAUUUGAGGUUUUUAGGGCUGACACUUGCCUAAUGGCCACUGUUUUGCAGAGAUUUGCCUAAUUAAGUACAUUCAUAGAAUUUCUUUGUAAAGCUAUGAAUGUCCUCCUUCAGAGUUAUUUGUUGGAAAUAUCCAGUGGUAUACUGCUGGGCAUUUCCUCCUCUAAGAAAAUUUCUUGUAAUAUUUAAAAUCAGUGUGCAGAAUGUGUGUAAAAUAUACUGAUGCCAAGAAACUCUGUGAUGAUUGUAUUCCAGUCAGAGUAAUAUAAUUUUUUUGUGCAUUACAGUAUGUUUAAAUGACCAGACAGUGAUGUGCAUUACCUAAACAUUAAAUGUGUUUAUUCCAAAUUGAGGACUAUACAGGAUUUGUUCUUUAACAACCCUUUAACAUUUCUGUACUUGUGUUUGAUCUGCAUGCUGAUUUUGUUCCAUUAUGCUGCUUAUGUACAUGUUGUAUAAAAGUCAUAAAUCAUGUAAGUGACUGUACUAUCCUGGUUGUUUGAUCAACAGCAAUCAUCCAAGUAAGAAACCAUGUCCUACAGUAAAUGUUUUUUGAUUAUAUUCCAUGAUAAAUAUACAUUAUGUGCCUGCAUAUUCUUUCCAUCAAUGCCUCAACGUGUCAAAUAAACAGUAUUUUUCUCUGGUA